Nothobranchius furzeri (turquoise killifish) is the source of this 5608-nucleotide messenger RNA. It is a transcript of the gene vav2, whose product is annotated as vav 2 guanine nucleotide exchange factor. NCBI's taxonomy places the organism in Eukaryota, Metazoa, Chordata, Actinopteri, Cyprinodontiformes, Nothobranchiidae. Gene Ontology annotation, biological process: intracellular signal transduction; regulation of GTPase activity; cell migration. Gene Ontology annotation, molecular function: protein binding; guanyl-nucleotide exchange factor activity. The record is from RefSeq and is a predicted model, not a curated record. Gene Ontology annotation, cellular component: cytoplasm.
ACAAAAAAUGUUUGCCAGUGUCAAGCAGCUCAAAUCUGAGUUAAAAAAAAACUCAAUGGGCGCGUGCAGUGCACACUUCAUCCGUUAGAGGGCGCUGCCACAAUCCUCACUUUUCCAAUCCCAAAACUCCCAUUUCUGUGCAGCAUGGAGCUGGAGCCAGUUUAACAAAGUGAGUACAAACUGUCCAGGGUCGCUUUAGGUGGAGACGCCUGUCACUGCUGGCUCAUCUCGUUCAAGUCGAGUCCGGAUCUGAAACAGGGUCGGGUCAAAUCUCAGCUGCUUCUGGAGUUGGAUCCGCAAAGAAAAGAAAAAGGAAACCAACACAGAGGGAGGGAGAGAGAGAGAGGAGAGGUACACGAUCAGGGAGGACGUGAACGGAAGAGAAAUCUCUGAAACAGCUCAGCAGACCCUGUUAGGAGGCGUUACACUAACGGGAUAAACACGGACUUGUUUUGUUUGUUUCGCCCGCCGGACCCCGCGCUUCCGCUGCCGGGGGAGUGAUGUGUAGUCGGACUGUUGGAGCGAAGCGCGAUCCAAACGUUGUUUCCAGCCUCAGCGGGUUUGUUUCCUUUUUGUUUGCAUUUUCCUGCUCGGAAAAUACUGGAAGUUCGUGUUGUGUGCGUUCAGCUGUGACGAAACGUCAAAUGCAAAUGUGGUGAGUGAGUCCGGGGCUUUGUUCAGACUUCAAAACGCUCUUUUGCUUCUGUGGUGAAGUCCGUUUGCUGUUUGACAAACCGCUGCAUCCAGCUGUUCCCAUAUCGCUGCUGCACGUUUGCGCCUUUAAAAAAAAUCUGAUAAACCAAACAAAACUUUUUCUUCCUGUGGAGAAUGAAGAGAAGAAAACUGUAGCCGCCUCCUGACGCGGGUCGUUACUAGUCUUCAUGCCGGGAUCACAUGGGAGCUGACAUGCGUUUGGACACAGCUGUCUCCUACACAAAGUUUUGAAUUUGCAUGAUUAGAGAGCGGGCUGUGAAUGAUCCACGCCCCCGGAGCCGUAGGAGACCGACCGAAGCGCCUGCUGCUGGGGCACCGUGAAGCACAGCUCUCUCUGCCGGCCGGGCAGCGGCUCCAGGACUCGGGUUAGAGCUCAGAGACAGCCCUCCGGAGCAGAGAUGGAGGAGUGGAGACAAUGCGGGCGGUGGUUGAUAGACUGCAAGGUCCUGCCCCCGAACCACCGGGUCGUGUGGCCCUCGGCGGCCGUGUUCGACCUGGCACAGGCUCUGAGGGACGGGGUGCUUCUGUGCCAGAUGUUGCACAACCUCUCCCCUGGAUCAGUGGAUCUGAAGGAGAUCAAUUUCAGACCUCAGAUGUCACAGUUUCUGUGUCUGAAGAACAUCCGGACAUUUCUCAAGGUUUGUCACGACAAGUUUGGCCUGCGGAACAGCGAGUUGUUCGACCCGUUCGACCUUUUUGAUGUGAGAGACUUUGGCAAGGUCAUCUCUGCUCUGUCCAGGAUCUCCCACCACAGCAUUGCACAAAUUAAAGGCAUCAGGCCUUUCCCAUCUGAGGACACAGCCCUGAAUGAAGAUGAUGUGUACCGAAGCCUGGAGGAGUUGGCAGAUGAGCAUGAUUUGGGUGAGGACGACAUCUACGACUGUGUGCCGUGUGACGACGAUGGUGAUGACAUCUAUGAGGACAUCAUUAAGGUGGAAGUACGACAACCCAUGAUCAGAUACAUGCAGAAAAUGGGCAUGACAGAAGAUGACAAAAGAAACUGCUGUCUAGUUGAGAUCCAGCAGACAGAAGCCAAGUAUUACAAGACUCUAGAGGACAUAGAGAAGAAUUACAUGAUCCCGCUGAAGCAAGUCUUAAACCCACAAGAAAUGGUGGCUAUUUUUGUCAACUUUGAGGAUAUAAUCCGAGUGCACUUUGCCCUCCUGCGAGCCAUAGACAUGAACAUGGUCAGUGGAGGAAGCGGCCUUGGCAAGAUCUUCCUCGACUUUAAAGAGAGACUGCUGAUCUACGGUCAGUACUGCUGCCACAUGGAGAACGCCCAGAAGACACUGGAGGAGCUAAUAAUGAUGCGAGAGGAUGUCAAGAUUAAAGUGGAGGAAUGUACGAUGAAAGUUCAGGAGGGGAAGUUCAAGCUGCAGGAUCUCCUGGUGGUUCCCAUGCAGAGGGUCCUGAAGUAUCACCUACUACUGAAGGAACUUUUAGGUCACUCAGCAGAUCGGCCUGAGAGGCAGCAACUUAAGGAGGCUCUGGAGGCUAUGCAGGACCUGGCCAUGUACAUCAACGAAGUGAAGAGGGACAACGAGACGCUGAAAAAAAUCAGCGAAUUCCAAAGUUCAAUAGAAAAUCUGCAGCAGGUGAAACUUGAGGAGUACGGCAGGCCAAAGAUAGACGGGGAGCUGAAGGUGUCGUCCAACGUCAACAGAACAAAACAAGAUCGGUAUAUCUUCCUGUUUGACAAAGUGGUCAUCGUGUGCAAGAGGAAGGGCUAUAACUAUGAGCUGAAAGAAAUUAUUGAGCUACAGUCGUACAAAAUGUCAGACGACCCCAUGAAUAACCGAGACAUGAAGAAGUCAAGCGGAAAAAUGUGGUCUUAUGGUUUCUACCUGAUCCACCUGCAAGGGAAGCAGGGCUUCCAGUUCUUCUGUAAAACCGAGGAAACGAAGAGGAAGUGGAUGGAGCAGUUUGAAAUGGCUAUGUCCAACAUCAAGCCGGAGCGAGCCACCGCUAAUCAGCACAACUUCCAAAUGCACACGUUUGAUAAGAACACCAACUGUCGAGCUUGCAAGAUGCUGCUAAGGGGCAUAUUCUAUCAGGGCUACUACUGCUCUCGCUGCGGAACAGGAGCUCACAAAGAGUGUCUGGAAGUGAUCACCAUCUGUAAAAUCAAUCCUCUUGACAUGGAGCCUGGCCUAUCACCUGGUCCAAAGAUGGUGGCGGUGAGGAACUACCACGGCACACCAGCACCUGCAGGGAAAACACCUCUCUGCUUCCAAACAGGAGACUUCAUAGAGCUGCUAAAGGGAGACCCAGAUACACCGUGGUGGGAGGGGAAACUGAUGCAGACACCAAAAAGCGGCUUCUUUCCCAGCUCCUGUGUAAAGCCUUGCUUGGACCCAAAGCCCUUCCCGUUGUUAUCCAGCCGGCAGUCCUCCAGAGAGGCCGACUACUUUGGAUAUCCUUGGUUUGCUGGGAACAUGGAGCGACAGCAGGCAGACAACCUUUUAAAAUCCCAUUGCAGCGGGACGUACCUUAUCAGGGAGAGGACGGCUGAAGCGGAGCGCUACGCCAUCAGCAUCAAAUUUAAUGAUGAGGUAAAACACAUCAAAGUUGUGGAAAAGGACAGCUGGAUUCAUAUUACGGAAGCAAAGAAGUUUGAGAGUCUUCUGGAGCUGGUGGAGUACUAUCAGUCACAUUCUCUGAAGGAGAGCUUCAAGUCGUUAGAUACCACGUUAAGGUAUCCCUACAAGUCCAGAGAGCGCUCGCUAAGUCGAGCUAGCACUCGCUCACCAGCAGCAACCUGCGCCUCCUACAAUUUCUCCUUCCUCAGUCCGCAAGGCCUCAACUUCUCCUCCUCUCCGAGCUCAGCUCCCUUCUGGUCAGUGUUCACUCCUCGCGUGGUCAGCACAGCCAUUGCCAGGUAUAACUUUGCAGCUCGGGACAUGAGAGAGCUAUCGCUGCGAGAAGGAGAGAUCGUUAAAAUCUACAGCAAGAUCGGAGGAGACCAGGGCUGGUGGAAAGGAGAGGCCAACGGACGAAUCGGAUGGUUUCCCUCGACCUACGUGGAUGAAGAAGGAGUGCAGUAAAAGGCCCUGUUUCUUAAAAAAACUAAAAAUCAGGAAUCAUCUAUCUGCUGUCCUCAAAGUGACUCUCUCUCUCUCCAGGAAAAGAACACAGGGAGAAAACCCCUAUUUCUUGUUUUUGCUGGAAAAUAACUCUUUUUACUCCGUUUCUUUCAUUCUGGAGUUCCACACUUUUUAAUUAUGCAUAACCUUUUUUUUAGCGGGCAGGAAGUCCUGUUUAAUGUUCUGUACAGGCAGGAAAAGGUAAACAAUAAAGAGUAACAGCUGUUUUGCUGUUUGUCCACCUCAGUGUGAUCUGCAGGGACUUUAGUUCAAACCUGGACACAGCAGAAAGUCACUGUUGAUAGCUUUAUUUUGAAAACUGCUCUCCUUUGUUGCAGGUCUGUGCAAGGUGAAUUAAUUGUACAGUAUAGAUAAUUUAUUGAAUAGAGAUUAUUAUCAGUACUAAUGCUUAUUGUGAGAAGGUUGAGCAAAGAUGCAGAUCAAACAAACUUAAAAAAAGAAAGAAGUGUAAUUUUUUUUGUUUUUGUCAGAAUUUUUUUUUUUUUGCUUUAGUUGUCAUGGUGAUGCCUUGUGGGCUUGUACCAGUGGAUGGAAUCGACCUUGUGGACUGGUUCUACUUCUCCAUGAAUGCAUGAUCCCAUGAGCGGCCCACAUAAACACACACACACACAUACACACACAUACAAGCAUACAGUCGGUGCCUUCGACAAACGGUCGCGAAUCAGUAAAGAUUCUCGCCGUCUCAAAAACUGAACUGGCGCACUUGUGCAGGACUUUACUGAUGGAGGGGGCGGGGCACUAAUGCAACACGGUGGAAGCGGCUCAUUCCUCCUCACACGAGACUCUCGGAGGCAACGAGGAGGUUUCUCACAUGCACAGUUCAUGCCGGGGUCUCAAGCUGGAUGCUAAAGGGAAACAUCAGUACUCCAAAGGCCACUUUUAAAUCUGUUCAUCAUUUUCUGCACAGAACCACAGUUUAUGUUUUGAGCUGAACUUUUUCUGUAAUCUCGCACCAAAGCCAAAUUCAGCCACGUGUCUGCAUGAGGUUACGAGUCCUCUACCUUGCCUUAUUUAGAUUUUUUGCUUUUACUGUUCAUCAGGUGAUGGUAUUCAUCCCUCCAUCCUCCAGACCAGUCAUUUUUUAUGUGAGAAAAUCCUGUUGGUGCGAUGUUGGUGUCUGAAGAUUAUUUUAUAAUCAGAAGGAUUAUUCUUUGUGGAGUUGCUGUGCUUAGUGUUCAAGUUGAUUCCCAGUCAUUUCCUGGUGCUAUUAUCACUUCACAGAUGUGCAGCUUUUACUUUGAAAGGGAAAAAAAUGAAGUAUUUUUUUCUUUUGCAGACUCUUCGAUGUUUGACAACAAAGUUAACUACAUGGAAUCUUUAUUUACAUUCCAUCUGCUGGUUCUAGUAUUUGAUCAAAGAUUUCCCACAAUCCUUUGCAACAAAACAAUAUAAUGGUAUAAGAAAGUAAAAUCUGCUGUUUAUCUGCAAGGUGGAAUCAACGAGGGGCUCCAUCACACAAUGUGACAUAUUUCUCUUAGAAUGAAGCACUAAACACACCAGCUCCUCCACAGACUUUAUGGAGCAGAACAUGCUGUUUUGUUUUGAAACGGUUGUGUGAAAAGUUUUCAUGAGAAAAUCAUCCUGAAACCAGGGUCACGUGGGACAGAUGGUGGUGAUUGGAGGGGAUGUAACCAUUGCAUGUGACUGAUAUGUCAGCUCCUGCCAGUUCGUCCUUGAACAAAGAAGUACCUGAUUGUAAUUUUUUUUUUUGUAUAAUUUUUUUCAGUUGACUGGUUGAUUAUUUACGAAUGAGGUCUAUCAAGAAAUAAACCUUUUGUUUAAAAUUUGAA